CGGGUGUUGUUGCUAGGAUACAGUACAACACAAAGCAAUUUACUGACAGUCCUCCGUUACAUUUUUGUUUAGAGGGAACGAACACACUGUAGUAAACAGCUGGAUUUAAAUUUACUGUGUUUAUAAUAUGUCUAUCCUUCAACUACAAGGAUCAACAUGAAGAAGGAAACACUGGAGCCAUGCAUUCCAAAAGCCAGAGUCCUGUUAUGGGCAGACCUGAGUUACAGUGACAUGGAGGAAAUGGACAAGGCAGAUUCAAUAACAGACACAGAAAGAAUUCUGUGUCGUGCAUUAAAACUCGAUCUGCCCGAGCCACGACUGGGAAUUCUGCUGGAGAUGUUCACAAAUUUAGUGAGGUUUUGCAGGGAGCAACAUUUUAACCGGGAGCAAACAUCUGUUCUUCUCUCCAUUGUGAAGAAUGUACAUCAGUUGAACACAGAAACCCCCCUCAACAACAUGGACCAGUGCUUUUCCUACUGCAGUGAACUUCUACUUUGUCAUUCUGUCAGAAGACCUCCUUUCAGUGUCCAUCUUUUUGAUGCAGAACAACUGACCCAGAUUCUUCAAUAUCUUACCAACACAUAUAUGAGACACUACAAGCUGUACAAGUACAUAUUUACACCACAGAUGUAUUUGGACUUAUCAUUGUCUUACACUGGAAUGCCUGAGGAAGCUGCUUCAGAGGAAGAAGCCAGUGAUGAGUAUGCUACAGGUGCGGAGAAUGAAACAGGGAAGGUGGCAGGCAGUACAAGUGAGGAAACGGCAUCAGCAGAAAUUCUGACCACAGACACUGAAACACUUCACCAAGGUCCAUCCCCAAAAACAGAGCUCCGGACAAUCGUGGAAAAAGAAGUAAAGGAUGAAGUGAUGCGCUUGACAGCUCAGCUAGAAAAACGGCUUCAGGAAAGUACUGAUCAGCUAAACACAGCUCUUACUGUGCUGGAGGCUAAUAUUCGAUCUAAGAAGUGACCAAUCAACUUCACACCAUCUGGGUAUUUUAUCAAACUGCUGUAUUUCAAUUUGGAAAUUAUUUUUCAAUAAAAUUCUUUCUUCAUAA
Astyanax mexicanus (Mexican tetra) is the source of this 1057-nucleotide messenger RNA. RefSeq names its product coiled-coil domain containing 189 (gene cfap119). The transcript has 9 exons. NCBI's taxonomy places the organism in Eukaryota, Metazoa, Chordata, Actinopteri, Characiformes, Acestrorhamphidae. Bases 157 to 969 code for a protein of 270 amino acids. The record is from RefSeq and is a predicted model, not a curated record.